Messenger RNA from Plenodomus lingam JN3, 4431 nucleotides. RefSeq lists its product as uncharacterized. The record is from RefSeq and is a predicted model, not a curated record. NCBI's taxonomy places the organism in Eukaryota, Fungi, Ascomycota, Dothideomycetes, Pleosporales, Leptosphaeriaceae. Gene Ontology annotation, biological process: regulation of transcription by RNA polymerase II. Gene Ontology annotation, cellular component: MOZ/MORF histone acetyltransferase complex.
AUGGCGCCUGUAUUUGACACGCCCCGGCCACGCGUGAGAAGCUCUGCACGCCCUCCCCGACGACACAUCUCCGAUUCGGCGCCCCCCAAGCAGAAACUAAAGUACAUUCCCGGUGGACCGGGCGGCGGGGGACGAUACGUGGAUGACGAGGGCAAAGAGACACCUGUCGGAGGAACUGGGCCCGGCGGAUACGCGUAUACCGGUCCUCGAGGUCGUGUCGGUCGCCUCAACGCUGAACGCCAAGGCCUUCCCAUAACAGCACCCUCUCCCUCAUACUCACGACCCCGCCGCGAACGGCCGCCAGCUGGACCGCGAUCCAGCUCGGCCGCUGCCGUCGCCGCCGCCGUGGCGCAAAGCGAUGGCUACAAGCCGCGCGAGGAGCGGAGUUGGGACGAGUUCCACCCAGACCUGGACAUUGAUGCCGACAUACCCAUCUUCACGGCGGACCAGAUAGAUGGUAUCAGUCCUGCGGAAUCAGCCCCAGGAACGCCGCUAAACGGCUCCUCCAGCGGCCAAUAUGCCGUGGACAAUGGCAUUGCGGCCAUGAUCGAUGGCCUCCGUGCCCAACAGGCUGACUUAGCUGAGCAGCAGCAAGAGGAAGCCAGCUAUGCGGUCAAUGGAACAGGAGCCUUGGUGACGCCCAAACGACGACCUGGCCGUCCACCGCGCAACAAAGAUUCCAUGCUGGCUGGGCUAGGUUCGCCACCUCGGCCGCGCAUCAAUCCUCUCCCGACUAUGAAUCCGAGAGAAAAGUUGAACCUACCGAAGCCAUCGGUCCGUCGAGUCGACCCCUUCAAAGCCCACGAAGAGAGCGAAGGGGUCAAAGUGAACUACGUCGAUCGGACAAUGGCAAAUAUUGGUUACCAGGAAAGCGAGGUCUUCCUGAGGCCGGAGCACGGUCUCAUACGGCUACCGGAAGGCUCCAUUGAGGAAGAUCUUGACACGACUCUCCAAACGGAAGCCGAGAGCUCUGUGGGUGCAAUUGCAGUUGGGCGAGUCGAGUACGAUAUGGAUGAGCAAGAUGAUGCGUGGCUCGAAGCGCUGAACCAUCAACGGGAGAAGGAAAACCUGCAAAGCAUCAAACCUGCUAUUUUUGAAGUCACCGUCACACAGAUUGAGAAGGAAUGGCACGCGUUAGAGAAACGCAUUCCCAAGCCCAACCCUAAGCCCCCCCAGACACAUCGUCCGCGGUCGAGUAGUGCUGCCGCAGUCAAUGGUGAGCCUGCUGGUCAAGGUGAGGAGCAAGACACCAAAUGCGCCAUAUGCGACGAUGGUGACUGUGAGAACACCAAUGCGAUAGUUUUCUGCGACGGUUGUGACCUGGCCGUCCACCAAGAAUGUUACGGGGUCCCCUUCAUACCCGAAGGUCAAUGGCUGUGCAGAAGAUGUCAACUCGUCGGUCGCGGUACACCUGUUAGUGAGCAUCCGGGUUGUAUAUUCUGCCCAAACAAAGACGGCGCUUUCAAGCAAACGACGACAAUGAAAUGGGCCCAUUUACUAUGCGCCAUGUGGAUACCUGAGGUAUCGCUUGGUAACGCUACGUUUCAGGAGCCUGUACAGGAUGUCGAGAAGGUCCCGAAGACGCGCUGGAAACUCUGCUGCUACAUCUGCAAACAAAAAAUGGGCGCCUGUAUUCAAUGCGGCCACAAAUCCUGUUUCGAGGCGUUUCAUGUAACUUGUGCACGCCGAGCAAGACUAUGUCUACGGAUGAAGUCGUCACAAUCCACAAACCAUCAAGAUGGCACCGUCUUGAAGGCAUACUGUGAUCGACACACCCCCUCUGACUGGAGGCGAGAGUAUGAUGUGGAGACUGCCAUCGCAGACAUGAAAGCUUACUACAGACACACCAUGCGGCACGCUCGAUGGCCCGAUAGCCAAGCAUAUGCCCUUUCGAUAGGGUCAACACACGCAAUGCCAUCGAUUGAAGCAGACGACGACGAUGCCACACCUGGCACCAAGCGUAAGCGGGGUUCAACAUCAAAGUCAUGGAGACUUCCGUCUGGAGCACCCGUUGUCCCACAGGCCGUCUACCACAAUGUGGAGAAUGCUUUGCAAAGAUUCAAUUUCGGCAAACGUAAGGAGUUUGUACAGGAAGUCUGCAAGUACUGGACACUGAAGAGAGAAGCGCGUCGAGGCGCUGCUCUGCUGAAGCGACUCCAGUUACAAAUGGAAGCGUUCUCCUCCAUGGAAAUCACUCGUCGUAAUUUUGCGGGUAUGGGAGCCGCAGGACGGCCGCGACUCCAUCGCCGUAUCGAGUUUGCAGAGCAUCUCGAAAGUGACAUGGAACAGAUACGGAAGCUUUGCGAGUUGGUCAAACAACGAGAAGCAAAGAAACUUGAAGACGUCAAACUCCUGCAGGACAUUGUCGAUUGCAUAUACUUUCCAAUUCCCAGAUUGCUGCAGCCUAUACUGGAUCAGGCUGUCAGGUGGGAUGGCAAAGGCGUUUUCACCGAAGGUUUUCAGGAUCUGCAGAACAGGCUUGACGAGAGGUACUACUCUUCUGUGCAGGCUUUCAAUGAAGAUCUUGUGGCGGUAUUGGGUACCGAGCUUGAAUCGGCCCCGAUUGCUAUUGUGGGGGGUGUUGAUGAUCACGUCAGCAAGAUCGCUCAUAGUAAUCUAACCCCAGAACAGAAAGAGUUGAAGAAGCUUGUCAAGCGUAUGACAAAGGGACUCCAAAUACUUUUGGAGGAGGCCACUCGCAAGGAGGCUGAGUUAGCCGGCCGGCCCUAUGAGAAAUUACCCGAUCUUGAGAAGCUUCUCAGUGAGAACCUCCAGCGUAGGUCAAGCGUGCUCUCGCAGGAAAGUGUGCGACAAACCACGGAAGGAGAUCAGACGACUGUGGAACGGGCCAUGGAGGACGCGGUCGAUGGGGAAGAGGCGGCAGUGAUAGCUGAGAAAGACGACAUGCAGCUUGCGCCUACACCUGACGACAAUGCUGCAGACGCCCACCACGCCCACGAUGACGCAGCAGACGAGGCAGCCAUCGCAGCUCAACUUGGGCAAGACACUCUGCACGCCUCGCACAUGCUGCCGCGCGAUGAUGUUAUGGAUGUAGACAACACAGAGGAGAACAGACGCGCGGAACCAUUGACGCCGCCAAGGUCUGAGAAGAACCUGCUGAAUCCGUUUGGCAACGGUGGUGUGCCCUGGUACCUAGAAAACUUCGACAUUGAAGGUACUACAGUGUACGAUGAGCGGUAUACGGGCCGAAAAGUGCUACGGGACAUGAGUGAGGAGCUCAGCGAACUCGACGAUGAUGAGUUGGAUGGUCUUGCAGGCUCAGAUCCAGUUCGACCCACGGAUACGCCAGAGAUCAAUGUGACUGAGAUACGGAAAGCACGGAAGAAACAGAAGAGAUCAAGGGGUUGUGCUCUCUUUGCGUCUCUAUCAGACGCCCCCUUGACUCACCGUUCAGGCAAGGAGACAUCUGAGCGCAACGCUACCGCAGAUCAACCUUACAGGCCCAGACAAAACUUUGGCAAACAACACCUCCCCCCAAGCAGCCUACCACCAUCUCCCCCGACCCACCACAACAUCAUCACCAUGGAGUACGAAAACGAACCUCGCGGCUACGACGACGAGCCUCGCGGCUAUGAGCGCGACCGUAGCAGGUCUCCACGCGGUGAGCGUCGCGACACCGACAACGCGCGCGCCCGCAGUGCCUCACCCAACAAUCGCGACAGCCGUGGCCCGCCGCCCGAGCGCAGGGAUGAUGACGACGAGAGUCGCAACUCUGGCUCCAACCUGUUCGUCACUGGCAUUCACCCUUCGCUCACUGAGGAAGAAGUGACCCGACUCUUUGAGAAGUAUGGCGAGGUCGAGCAAUGCAACAUCAUGCGUGACCCGCACACCAAGGAGUCUCGCGGCUUCGGCUUCGUGAAGAUGGUUACCUCUGACCAGGCUGACGCGGCCAAGGAGGGUCUGCAAGGAGAGGUUCACCAGGGCAGGACACUGAGCAUCGAGAAGGCACGACGUGCGCGUCCCCGCACGCCGACUCCGGGCAAGUACUAUGGCCCACCCAAGCGUGAGUUUGGCGGACGUGGAGGUGGCAGGGGCGGUGGUCCUCGCUACGGCGACCGGUACGAUGACCGUCGCGGCGGUGGCGGCUAUGGUCGACGUGACGACUAUGGCUCACGUGGCUCCCGCUACGAGGACCGUGGCUACGGUGGUGGCCGGCGCGAUGACUAUGGUCCACGAGGUGUCGACCGUUAUGCUUCCGACCGGAGCUAUGGUGGCAGGGACGGUGGACGCGAUGGUGGCCGUGAUGGCGGUCGUGAUGGCGGACGUGACGAUCGUCGCGGCGGCGGUGGCGGCUACUAUGACCGUCCUCCUCCCCCGGCUGCUGGCGCAGGUGGCUAUGGCGAUGCCCCUCCUCCCCGUGAGCCGUACAGCGGCGGAGGACGCUCGUACGAGGAACCCAAACGCUACUAG